Podospora pseudopauciseta is the source of this 675-nucleotide messenger RNA. RefSeq lists its product as uncharacterized. The record is from RefSeq and is a predicted model, not a curated record. Bases 1 to 675 code for a protein of 224 amino acids. The transcript has 2 exons. NCBI's taxonomy places the organism in Eukaryota, Fungi, Ascomycota, Sordariomycetes, Sordariales, Podosporaceae.
AUGGUGAACAAAGUACAAGCAGCCUACGUGGUGGCAGACGGCCUCUUUCUUCUGAUGGGCAUCUUCAUCAUCGGCUUCUCAGUAAUCGUCGGGAACAUCAGGGAUGAGAUUCCAGAAAACGGGAGGCAGGCGGCCAGAAAUCUUCUGUAUCAGAGGUUUCCCCUCACAGCGGGCAUCGUGAAUGCGGUCUUCAUUUUCCUCACAUUUAUGGUCACCCUACCGGGACUGGCGACGCAGUCUCGCGGGUGGCUCAAGCUGGGCGCUUACAUGACGACGUUUUGCGGGCUCUUCAGCAUGAUUCUUGGGUUGUUCCUAUGGAUCUUGACGCUGAAGACAAGAGAGGAUUUUGCGCCGCUUUAUUGGGCGCAACCGGCGAAUGUCCAGCAGCUUAUGCAGGCGGAGUUCAACUGCUGCGGUUACUUCAACAGCACCUCCCCCGCGUUCGUCACUGAUGCGACCUGUUCCAGCCCAGCGGCCGCGGCUCUCGUGCGCGGCUGUGCCACACCCAUCACCUCGUUCGCCAACAUCUUCCUCGACAACAUCUUCACCGCCAUGUUCGGCAUGGUCGGUAUCGACUUUGUGUUUGUCAUGGCGACCGCCUGCCUGCUCAAGGACCGCAAGGAGAGGGAGAGGUUCAGGCAUAUCGAUGAGAAGAGCGGGUAUGGGAGGAUUUGA